AUGGGAUCCAAGAAACUACUUCAGAGUGAGCUCUUAUGUGAUACAAUUUCCUGCCGGAAAGAUACAUUUGGUGCCUUCAAGAAACCAGUUAAUCCAAAAGAGUUACCAGACUACCAUGAUAACAUUGAGCAUCCAAUGGAUUUCAAGACUAUCCGUCAGAAGCUCAACAAUGGGGAAUAUGCCAACUUUGAGCAGUUUGAGGGUUAUGUCAUUGCUUUAAAUUAUCAUGGGCCUGAACUUAGAAUAGACAAUGGUGACAAUGAAUCCAAGAUGGAGCAAGAGACUUCAGGCAGAAACAACACCAUCAAGAGGAAAGCUAUGGCUGCUGAUUCUUCUGCUAAUAUUGGCAGAAAUGUCAGAAGGCUAGCAAGCUUGAGGCCCAACAUGGGAUGGAAAGGAAAAGACAAAUUGAGUGCUGCAGAUGCACAGAGAUCAGCUUCUUCUGAUGGCACCAGUGAAGAUGAAAGCAUUUCAGCUGAUGAGCUUGGAAGGGAAACAAGUGAAGAUGACUCAGGCCCAAGGUAUGGCAUUGUAGCAAUAUCUAGGAGAAGGUCGUAUGAGAAAGACGAACAUAGAAGCACAAACUAUGAGCUGCCCAUGUCAGCUUUUGACAUUGGAUCAAGGAAGCAACUGGUACCAGUUAAGUGCGUAAAACAUGGUUCAGAGACAGCAGCAUCAGCAGAAGCCGUUGGAUUACGCGCGCAGCCUUGCCCGUUUCGCGGCGAACCUUGGCCCCGCCGGCUGGGACGUCGCGGCGCCGAGUUCGGCCGCGGGUGGGUGGUCGCGCCGGAGCCGGCGACGAACGCCGGCGCCACCGCUGCCAUGGCCAUGCAGACACGAGCACGAGACGACGGCGUCUCGGCGGAGCAGAGGGACGACGCCGGCGUGGACACCAUCAACGGCUUCACCGCUGCUCGCCUGCGCGAGUUCCUCCGUUCUUGA
Oryza brachyantha (malo sina) is the source of this 942-nucleotide messenger RNA. RefSeq lists its product as uncharacterized. The record is from RefSeq and is a predicted model, not a curated record. Gene Ontology annotation, molecular function: protein binding. The transcript has 7 exons. Bases 1 to 942 code for a protein of 313 amino acids. Lineage: Eukaryota; Viridiplantae; Streptophyta; Magnoliopsida; Poales; Poaceae.